Arachis stenosperma is the source of this 1140-nucleotide messenger RNA. RefSeq lists its product as uncharacterized. The record is from RefSeq and is a predicted model, not a curated record. NCBI's taxonomy places the organism in Eukaryota, Viridiplantae, Streptophyta, Magnoliopsida, Fabales, Fabaceae. The transcript is spliced from 10 exons. Gene Ontology annotation, biological process: fatty acid elongation; sphingolipid biosynthetic process; very long-chain fatty acid biosynthetic process. Gene Ontology annotation, cellular component: endoplasmic reticulum membrane. The coding region runs from base 92 to 820 and encodes 242 amino acids. Gene Ontology annotation, molecular function: 3-hydroxyacyl-CoA dehydratase activity.
CACAUAUGAAUAAAGUAAUUAAUUUAUUGUGUGACCAAUUAAGAUAAGAUGGGCCAUAGAUUAGGCCCAAGAUUAUUGGUCCAUCUUCCUAAUGGUGCUAACGGAGUCUCCCUCCACUGCAGUGUUUAUGAGGCGCAGAGAAAGGAAUAGCAAAAGAGGAAGAAUGGGUGGCUUAUCAAAAUUGUAUCUCCUCUCUUACAACUCUCUUCAGGCAAUUGGCUGGGCUGUUUCGUCAUUUCAGAUUUUGUGCAACCUCCUAUCCACUUCUUCUGUCGCCGGAGCUUACUCCUCCGCUGGAAAAUUGAUAAGUUUUCUGCAAUGUGCUGCAUUCUUGGAAGUUAUACAUGGAGCCAUUGGGCUUGUGCCAAGUGGAGCAUUGCUUCCUCUCAUGCAAUGGGGAGGGAGGACACAUUUUCUGCUUGCUAUUGUUAGCAAACUUGAUGAGGUCCAGCAGUUACCUUCAGUUUUUAUCACCUUUUUCGCAUGGAGCAUAAGCGAGGUCAUUAGAUACUCACAUUAUGCUUUUAGCUGCAUUGGAAAUUGCCCUUAUUGGAUAACCUAUCUCAGGUACACUGCGUUUAUUGUGCUGUAUCCUUUGGGAGUAGGUCCUGGUGAAAUUUGGAUCAUGUACCAGGCACUUCCAAUUGUAAAGAAGAAGAACCUCUAUUCGGAAACCUUUUCAGGCCUCCCAUUUAGCUACUAUGAUUUCCUUAAGGUUGUACUUAUCAUUUAUCCAUUCCUUUGGCUCAAACUUUAUCUGCAUUUGUUCAGGCAGCGGCGUUCAAAACUCUUUAAGCGCCAAGAUAAGAAAAGAGCGUGAGGAGCCAUUGAUCUUGAUUGUUAUUGACACCUUGUUGAACUUCUGAAUUUGUAUUAUUAGUUCCAUAUACACACAUAGUUUCGUUUCAAUCAAGCUGAGAUGAUAACUUUCUUUAAUGAGGGCACUGCAGACACUAAUUUGUAUUUGCAUAUACGAAUAUUUUUCUGACUUACUGACAUUGUAAUGAUGCUAGCUAAUGCAGUUCUUGCUUGCUAGAGAAUGUGUAGUUCUGUAAACUCUGCUGAUUUCUACCUUACGUGGAUUCAUACUGAGUUAUUGACAUAUUCAAUAAAGUAGCUUAGAAAGUUAGCUAGUUCAAA